This is a messenger RNA of Sclerotinia borealis F-4128, 1659 nucleotides long. NCBI's taxonomy places the organism in Eukaryota, Fungi, Ascomycota, Leotiomycetes, Helotiales, Sclerotiniaceae. The record is from the annotation of a GenBank genome assembly.
AUGGUAUUCUUUCGAAGAGCCUCGAUAGUCUUCGUUACUAUUGCUGGUGUAGUUCUAUCACGCACAGCACAAGCGAUUCCCAAACCUCAGGAUCAACGACCAAGAGGAUAUGAUUAUGGUGUUGACAUAGGAGCACUUUUGAAGCGGGAUGUUACCCACAUAUCCACGACUGGAGUACCAUACACUGGUUCGAGUGCAUCGAUACCAGUCCGUCAAGAAAUUCGAGAUCUAGAGAAGGACGCGGAUUUAUGGGAGUUAUACAUCUUGGGAGUAUCAAUGAUGCAAACGAUCAAUCAAUCAGAUAUUCGCUCAUGGUAUCAAAUCUCUGGAAUUCAUGGUAGACCCUACCUUCCAUAUGAUGGAGUUCAAGCAACCCCGGGUGAUGAGAAUAAUGGAUACUGUACCCAUGUCUCCAUUCUAUUUCCUACUUGGCAUAGACCUUAUUUGGCCCUUUAUGAGGUAGUAUCUCCCUUGCGUGAUGAUGAGAGGGAUUGUAUUGACUCUUUACAGCAAGUACUUCAUAGUGUUAUUUCAUUCAUUGCAGAACAAUACCCUAUUGGGGCUGAGCGAGAAAGGUACACCGCAGCCGCAGGUAAUUUUCGUAUACCUUAUUGGGAUUGGGCAGUUGUACCAGCCGCUGGUCAAAGUGUUCUGCCCGCAAGUGUUACAACACCAACUAUUGCUGUAUUGCUGUCAAUGGCCCUGCCGGUCACGUUCAGUAAUAAAGCGUGGAUCACCGCUGCCAGUCCAGGAGAUUUCGAUUCUAUUGAAUUUCUCCACGAUCAAAUUCAUGGUUUGACAGGAAGUGGUGGUCACAUGUCUUAUGUCGAUUACUCCGCCUUUGAUCCGCUUUUCUUUCUACAUCAUAGCAUGAUCGAUCGUUGUUUCGCUAUUUGGCAAACCUUGAACCCAGAGAGCUAUGCGACAGCUAAAGAAGCUUCAUAUAGCACGUUCACUAUGACGGCAGGAAGCAUCCAAGAUGUUUCUACACCACUUAAACCAUUUUAUGAUGCUGGGGGAAGUAAUUUCUAUAGUUCGUCUGAAGUUGUAUCGACUGAAACUUUCGGUUACGCAUAUCCGGAAAUAUUAAAAGGAGGUAACACAACUACUCAAGCUAUCAAGGCCAUAAAUCGUCUCUACGGAAUCACCGCGCCAGCAAAGACUGUUUCCCGACGUACGAAUCCAGAAUUGUCUUCAAGGAUAACCAAGAAAUACGCCCUCGCUAAGUCAUUCUUUGUUCACGUCUUUCUCGGACCUUUCAAAGAUGACCCGUCAAUUUGGACCUUCGAGCCCAAUCUUAUCGGCACUCAUUGUGUUUUUGCUAAACUUUCGACCUUUGGCUCUGCUGCAGCUGAUCCGAAUCAAUUGGUCACAGGAACAAUUCCACUUACCAGCGCUUUACUCGACGAUAUUUCACAAGGUCUUUUGAGUUCGCUGAAUCAUGAAGAUGUGGAGCCAUAUCUGAAGAAGAAUCUCAAAUAUCGCAUUACACUCCUCGACGACACGGAAAUCGAAAAUUCGGCUGUUCCAAGCUUAAUCAUUACCGUGGUCAGCGCAGUUGUUCAAAAAAGCACUGUGGAUCAUGAGUUGCCAAAAUGGGGUCCAAUGAUCAGUCAUAUGGAGUUGUCCACGGGAGCAAGUAACUCGACGAAGAUCUAA